Zasmidium cellare ATCC 36951 is the source of this 1248-nucleotide messenger RNA. RefSeq lists its product as uncharacterized. The transcript has 3 exons. The record is from RefSeq and is a predicted model, not a curated record. Lineage: Eukaryota; Fungi; Ascomycota; Dothideomycetes; Mycosphaerellales; Mycosphaerellaceae. Bases 1 to 1248 code for a protein of 415 amino acids.
AUGAGCAACAGAACAACGAACAUGACCAACAACAGCACAACUCUCCCUCCCUUCGUGGAAAUCGGCUCCGGCUCCUGCGGCCGCGUCUACAGCAGCCGACACCCCAGCGGCAGUGAGAUCGUGCUCAAACGCGCUCGCCCCGGCCAGACAGACCGACUCUGGCAGGACUACCUCAUGCACACCAAGAUCCUCGAAGCGCUGCACACCCCGCAAGGCCGGGAUAUCGACAUCCUCGUCCCGGACGUGCUGGGGUUCGUCACGGAGACGGAUCGGGAGUUGUGGGAGGGGUGGGAGGGGAGGUUUCCUGGGGAUGGGAAGGGGGAGGCGGUGCCGAGGGAUGUGCUGCUUAGUGAAAGGAUAUCGGCGGUGGGGAGGGGGAUGAGGGAGGAGAUGGUUGAGGUUUUUUGUGUGGAGGGACAGAGGGGGGAGGCGAGGGGGAGGAGGGAGAAUGAGGAUUGUCUUGUGAGGGUUUGUUUUGGGGAGGGAGGGGCGGAGGAGGAGGGGAGGGCGUCGAAGUCGGUUUUGAGGAGAGCUGGCACCCUGCAAACAACCUUCUCCCUCCGAAACUUCCCUCUCACGCUCUCCAAACUCGACCGCGCCCCUGCCACCAUCACCGGCCCCCUCUCACCCCCCUCCCUCACGAGACAAAUCGCCCAAACCCUCGCCCUCCUACACUGGAGCGCCCACGUCGACGCCCGCGACGUCGAAUUCGUCCUCGGAGGAACAGGAACCCUCUCAAACUCCACACCACACAGUCACCCCCUCCCUUACGACGAACUAGCCGCCCUCCCCGGCCCAACGAGCACCUUCAACCCCGUCUUCCUCGAGGCUCUGACCCGGCCCCUGAACCUCUGGUUGUUGGAUUUCAACCAGGUCAAGACUAUUACCAUGGAUGAGGCAGGUGUGGAGAGUGCGGUGGCGGCGUUUGUGGAUAGUAGCCGAACCAAGAGGACUGGCCCAGCUGGGAUGACUCUCGAAGAGUACGAGGAUCUGAGCUCUAUAUCAGAAGAGCUGCCGAGCCAACCCAACGAGGUUCGGGUCAUCGAACGUGCCGAUGAAAUCCUUCAAAAGCCUCAACACGAUCCCCAAGAUCCGUCCAGCGUCAAACCCCUUCUCGAGCGUGGCGUCGGCGUGGUCAUCCUUCUUCCCCCGGAGAGAGGAACAUCGAACUUUCCACCCGAAGCAAGGGAAUGCACAGCCGGCCGGAACGGACUCCAAGGAGAUGCGGAACAGAUCUUGCCAAUAUGA